Messenger RNA from Jaculus jaculus (lesser Egyptian jerboa), 1447 nucleotides. RefSeq names its product cytokine receptor-like factor 3. The record is from RefSeq and is a predicted model, not a curated record. Gene Ontology annotation, molecular function: protein binding. NCBI's taxonomy places the organism in Eukaryota, Metazoa, Chordata, Mammalia, Rodentia, Dipodidae.
AUGAGGGGCGCGAUGGAGCCGGAGCCCGAGCCCGAGCUGCUGCUGCAGGAGGCCCGCGAGAACGUGGAGGCGGCGCAGAGUUACCAGCGGGAGCUGGGCCAGCGGCUGCAGGGGUUGCGGGAGGCAGAGAUCAAAGAGAGUGCAUCACUCACAAGAGAUGUCCUCAGACAGCAUUUUAGUGAUUUAAAAGGAACCCUUGGGAAGCUCCUGGAUGAGCGAUUGGUGACUCUUCUGCAAGAGGUAGACACGAUUGAACAAGAGACCGUUAAGCCGCUAGAUGACUGCCAGAAGCUCAUAGAGCAUGGAGUCCACACUGCAGAGGACCUGGUCAGAGAAGGUGAGAUCACAAUUCUUGGUGGUAUGGAAGAGCAGAAUGAGAAACUAUGGAAUUUUACCAAAAAGGCCUCACACAUUCAGUUGGACAGCUUACCGGAAGUGCCUUUACUGGUUGAUGUGCCCUGCUUGUCUGCUCAGUUAGAUGACUCCAUUCUUAACAUAGUGAAAGACCACAUCUUUAAACACGGAACAGUAGCGUCACGUCCCCCAGUACAAAUUGAAGAAUUAAUAGAGAAACCUGGAGGCAUCAUAGUACGAUGGUGUAAGGUGGAUGAUGACUUUACAGCCCAAGAUUAUAGGCUCCAGUUCCGUAAAUGUACUUCCAAUCACUUUGAAGAUGUAUAUGUAGGUUCUGAAACUGAAUUUAUAGUAUUGCACAUAGACCCCAAUGUUGAUUAUCAGUUCAGAGUCUGCGCCCGAGGAGAUGGCCGACAGGAGUGGAGUCCUUGGAGUGUUCCCCAGACAGGUCACUCCACACUGGUACCUCAUGAAUGGACACCUGGCUUUGAGGGGUACAGUCUGAGCAGUCGAAGAAACAUAGCACUCCGGAAUGAUUCUGAAUCCUCGGGUGUUCUCUACUCCAGUGCUCCCACCUAUUUCUGUGGACAGACUUUAACGUUCAGAGUUGAAACUGUGGGGCAACCAGACAGAAGAGACAGUAUAGGAGUGUGUGCAGAAAAACAGAGUGGAUAUGACUCACUGCAGCGGGAUCGAGCUGUGUGCAUUAGUACAAAUGGUGCAGUUUUUGUCAAUGGAAAAGAAAUGACUAAUCAGUUGCCUGCAGUUACCUCUGGAUCCACUGUCACAUUUGACAUCGAAGCUGUGACUCUAGGAACCACUAAUAAUAAUGAAGGUGGAAACUUCAAGCUCCGAGUAACUAUUAGCUCGAGUAACAGAGAAGUGGUUUUUGACUGGCUGCUUGAUCAGUCGUGUGGGUCUCUCUACUUUGGAUGCUCAUUUUCCUACCCUGGAUGGAAGGUGUUAGUGUUCUAGAGUUCUGAGUGCUUGGCUUUAGUUUGAGGGUUUACUGUUACUGCCUUCAACCUAGCUUAAUUGUAGCUGAUUUUACAAAAAAAAAAAAAAAAAAGAUGAAUUCAUCUCGCCAGUUACU